Perca fluviatilis (European perch) is the source of this 1916-nucleotide messenger RNA. RefSeq names its product zinc finger BED domain-containing protein 4-like. Lineage: Eukaryota; Metazoa; Chordata; Actinopteri; Perciformes; Percidae. The transcript is spliced from 2 exons. The record is from RefSeq and is a predicted model, not a curated record. The coding region runs from base 292 to 1836 and encodes 514 amino acids. Gene Ontology annotation, molecular function: protein dimerization activity.
UUUAAAGUGUCGGAAAACGGAGAAAAUAAGGCCGUUUGCAGACAGUGUUCUGCUGAACUUUCUAGAGGGGGAACAUCUGCGAAGACGUUCACCACAUCAGGCUUGAUUCAUCACCUUAAAUCCAAACACCCCAGACAACAUGAGGAGUACGAGAGAGACACCACCGCGGCAGCAACUAAAAGGAAAGUAGGCCUACCAAGCUCACACACUCCAUCUGUGGCUGACGUUUUUGAAAAGGCAAAAAAGUUUGGCAGUGACAGUGCUAAAGCUAAGGGCAUUACAACUAAAGUAAUGGAAUUCAUUGCCUUGGAUGACCAACCCUUCUCAGUUGUAGAGGACGUAGGGUUCCGUAGGCUAAUGGGACAUAUUGAGCCCCGUUACACUGUCCCAAGUAGACGGCAUUUCUCGGAUGUAUGCUUACCCGAAAUGUAUAACGUUGUGUCAACCCACGUCCACGAGCUCUUGGCUACAGAUAUUGCAGCCUUUAGCUUCACCACAGAUAUAUGGAGCUCGGAUGUCAGUGCCACCAGCAUGCUGAGUUUAACGGCACAGUGGAUAGACACUGAGUUCAACCUACAAAAGGUUGUUCUUCACUCGCAAGAGUUCAGAGGCUCCCAUACAGCCGCAGCCAUCUCAGAUGCUUUUGCCAAAAUGUUUGACACUUGGCGUAUCGACCCAUCCAAAGUGCAUGCGAUAGUGAGUGACAAUGCAAGAAAUAUGACCAAAGCCAUGGAAGACAGCAACCUUAAAGGCAUAAGGUGCAUGGCCCACACGCUUCAACUGGCCGUCAACGAGGGAGUGUUGAGUCAGCGCAGUAUAGCGGAUGUAAUUGCGACCGGCAGGAAAAUUGUGGGCCAUUUCAAGCAUUCUCCGCUUGCCUAUGGGCGCCUACAAGCAAUCCAAGAGCAAUUGGGAAUGCCACCGAAACGUCUCCAACAAGAUGUGAGCACAAGGUGGAACAGUACGUAUUACAUGCUGGAAAGCCUUUUUGCACAAAAGCGAGUCCUGGCUUCAUACAUUGCCGAUCAUGAUCUCCCCGCGACAUUCAGCGCAUACCAGUGGUGUUUAAUAGAGAACAUUCUCUCUCUCCUUGCCCCCUUUGAGCAGAUAAUGAAGGAGAUAAGCUCAUCGGGUGCAUCUGUGGCAGACGUUAUCCCCUUACUAGCAGCAUUAAAGCGUCUUUUAGGCAAAGAGGCUGAAACAGACCACGGAGUGAGAACAACAAAAAGUGCGCUCUUAGAUGCUGUGAACACUCGUUUUAGCAAGGCAGAUUCCGAACCGCUGUACUGCAUCGCGACAGUACUUGAUCCAAGAUAUAAGGAUCAUUACUUGGAUGUGGGGAAAAAGCAGCGCACAAGGGACAUGAUACAGGCUGAGUUGGAUUUGCAAAAGCCGCUGUGUGAUGGAGACGGUCGCAUGACGCACAGCGCAGCAGAACGGGGAGAUGGCGUGGAGAAAAAAAGGGCACGCACUACAGAUGAUGAGCUGCACAAACCCUUACUGUCUGACAUGUUCGAAGAGAUUCUCCAAGAGAGCAAUCCAAAUACCAGUCAGAAGACAAGCUCAACAGCUCAACAACUGGAUGCUUUUCUAUCAGAAGUCCCCAUCCCCAGGAGCAAUAACCCUCUCGGAUAUUGGAGGGCCAAUCAAGGCCGCUUUCCCCACCUGGCACAGACGGCACGCAGAUACUUGUCUGCUCCAUGCACAAGCACUGAUAGCGAGAGACUGUUUAGCGCUGCUUCUCAUGUCAUCGAUGAGAAGAGGAACAUACUUUCAUGUGACAAAGCAGAGAAGCUCCUUUUCAUCAAGAAGAACCUGCCACUUUUCCUGAAGUAGACUUAAUUUAGUUUAUUAAAGUUGCCUGUUAUUUAAAUACACUGUCAGAAAUAGGGCACUGCCCCAUUUGUGUUCAGCCC